AUGGAGAAUGACAAGAGGCCAACUGAGAAAGAGGAAGCCAACAAUGAAGAAGAGGUGACAGCAAGCAAGCAAGCUCAAGAGAAGCUUAAAGAGAAGGAUGACCAGCCACAAGAUUCAAGGAAAGGGAAGCAAGUGAUGGAAGAACCAUCUCAAGGACAGAAGCAGUUGGAGAAGACUUUCACACCUCCCUUGCCAUACCCUCAAAGGUUCAACAAGGAGAUCAAGGAUCAACACUUACCCAAAUUCCUUGAAGUCUUCAAGAAGUUGGAGAUUAAUAUCCCCCUGGCUGAAGCAUUAGAGCAGAUGCCUCUAUAUGCAAAAUUUUUGAAAGAGCUUAUCAAUAAAAAGAGAAGUUGGCAUGAGAAGGCAACCAUUAUGCUCACUGAAGAAUGCAGUGCUGUGAUUCAAAGGGGCCUCUCACCAAAACUCAAGGAUCCUAGGAGCUUCUUCCUGCCUUGUACCAUUGGUAGUCUAACCAUUGAUAAGGCAUUAUGUGACCUAGGAGCAAGCAUUAAUCUAAUUCCCUAUUCUAUGAUGAGAAGGCUAUGCAUAGAGGAGGUAAAGCCCACACAAAUGUCACUAGAGCUCAUGGACAAAUCAUUGGUAUUUCCCAGAGGAGUGAUUGAAAAUCUUCUGGUCCAAGUAGGGACAUUCAUAUUCCCAGUAGACUUUGUGAUCCUGGAUCUAGGAGAAGAAGGGAGUAACUAUAUUAUCUUGGGAAGACCCUUCUUGGCCACAGCAAGGGCCAUCAUAGAUGUUGAACAAGGAGAGCUGACCCUAAGGGUACAUGAUGAAAGCAUUACUCUGAAUGUCUUUCCAAAAGCACAGCAUAAUGAUGAAAAAGAAAAAUGUAUGGAGGCUGACAAAGAAAACUUACAGUGGAAGGAAGAAACCAACAAGACACUCGUUAAUUUUUUUUCCAAAGCAAGAGACAAGCAGCAAAGCAGGGCAAAAGGAGAAUGA
Messenger RNA from Arachis stenosperma, 963 nucleotides. RefSeq lists its product as uncharacterized. The transcript has a single exon. Bases 1 to 963 code for a protein of 320 amino acids. The record is from RefSeq and is a predicted model, not a curated record. Lineage: Eukaryota; Viridiplantae; Streptophyta; Magnoliopsida; Fabales; Fabaceae.